AGGACGAAGACCUGAUCCAGCAGUGGGCCGUAUGUCGUCAAUUCAAGUUCCAGGAGGUUCGGCAGAAAACUGA
Messenger RNA from Cercopithifilaria johnstoni, 73 nucleotides. The record is from the annotation of a GenBank genome assembly. Lineage: Eukaryota; Metazoa; Nematoda; Chromadorea; Rhabditida; Onchocercidae.